Rodentolepis nana is the source of this 1566-nucleotide messenger RNA. NCBI's taxonomy places the organism in Eukaryota, Metazoa, Platyhelminthes, Cestoda, Cyclophyllidea, Hymenolepididae. The record is from the annotation of a GenBank genome assembly.
AUGAACGUAAGGGCAAAGAUUCAAGAUCUCUUCCAGUGGUUUAAAAACUACUCCUUUCAGCCACGCAGCAAAGAUGUACGAGAGAGUUGCAAAUUGAUGUAUGAUGUGGAAGUGGUAGAGGGCAUCGUCAAAAUCUUCAUAGAUUGGUCGUCUCUCGAUGAGAUCCACUCCAUCUGCCGAACAUUCUACGAUGCUUACUUGUCUGGCGACAAAAAAUCCAAAUUCUUUGUCACUCUCCUACUCCCCACUAUGCUGCAUACUUACCUCCUUCGUCUCAGUGUCGAGAAAUUGGCCCUCGUAGAAAAAGCGACUGGAGGAGCGAAGCCCCCCUCAUCACCAUUUAGACGAUCGUCUCAUCUAUUUUUCACCGUAGGUGAUGGUCCUCCCAUGACUAACAAUCCCCUCGAAUCCCUCGCAUUCCUUCUCUCCGAAUUCUGCCAACUUGCACCCGCUUUCGUUCGAUGUCCUGAACUCUAUGCCAAUGGGUCAGGUAGCUUGCCAGAUUACCGAGUUCCCUCCGUCUACCACACUCCCCCAUUCAAUAUCUCCAAGCCUGUCCCACAGCCAAAAAUGACGAAUAAUUCCUCUACCUCCACAAUUAAAUUCAAUACAACACCCUCAGCUUUGACAAGUGGAACCACCUCCCAAUCCUCGUCAACAUCUUUUUCUGACAUUGAUACAUCAUGUAUAGUGAGAAUUUAUGUGGAUGCUAUGGCUAGGCAGUUUGUGGAAGGCACAGAGGAACAGCAGGCUGUCGUAUUACUCUCAAUCAAGACCUACUGUGAUAUGGUAGAACGCUUGACAACAUUGAAUAAUCGAAGGGUUCUCCCUUGUGCUCAUCAUCAGCAUUUAACGCUGAUGAUUGAGUUGGCUAUUGGACUUGAUAAAUUGCUCUACAUAUUAGAUUUCGAUCUUGUUCAACUUAUGGAUCAGAAAACUGAUGUUUCGAAGCAGAUGGAGGGUCUCCGUGAUCAAAUGGUAAAAGUGCUACUUCCGAAACUUGAGCGAUACGCAAGUUACCACUGCUUCGCCUCUGUCUUAUUGGUUGUGGGUGCUGUUCGAAACGCCUGGCGUCUUCGUCUAAACACCCCCACAACCGCCAACGUCGUUGCAUUGGUCCCUCUAUAUCGACGAGUCCGUCUCACAUCCGAUGAUCUCAACGACGUUUCCACUUCCUCAAACUCUGAUGAAGCUAGUGGAAAUUCUGCAGAUCCGGUUUAUGCUCACCCUGGAGGACAUCGACCUUCCAUUUUCACUAAUGCUAACUUCAAAGCUGAACCCGUCGCAGAAGAUAUUCCCAUCGCUGAUGCACAUUCUUAUGACCAAACAGGUAAGCGAAAACGUCAUCUUCUUCACAACCACAAAGAACCCGCCGCUUCACACAGCCGACAUCUUCAUCAAAUUUAUCCCCAUGAGGACAAACCAGAUGGGUUUGGUGGUGACUGGGUAAUAGCUAGGAGUGCAGAGAAUCUUCACAAAGCACUGUCUCCGUCGACACAAAGUCUUAACCACGAUAGCAUACCUUAUUAUAGGCGGUUUUGGAGCAGAUCUCGGACUGGAAAAUAA